UUUAUAUGUUUGUCUCUUCUACUGGAACCAACCAUCCAUCAUGAUACUAGUAGAAAUGACCAUUGAGAGACAAGAAGCUCACAGUCUUUCUCUACUCUCUCUCAAAGCUAUAAGACAUUUGACACCCCAAAAAAACAAAAGACAAAGCUUUCUAUGCUGUUCUGUUCUGAUGUCCAAUGUUGUCGUCAGCAAAGCAUAAUAAGAUCAACCAUAGUGCUUUUUCAAUUUCCUCAUCGUCAUCAUCAUCAUCAACAACAUUAGCAUCAGCAUCAUCAACAUCAUCCUCCCUAGGGCAGAACAAGUCUCAAGUCACCAUGGAAGAAGUAUGGAAAGAAUUCAACCUUGGUUCGCUUCACUACCAUCGCCAAGUAAACAUUGGUCAUGAGCCAAUGUUAAAGAACGAAAACCCUAAUAACUCUAUCUUUCAAGAUUUCCUCAACAUGCCUCUGAAUCAACAACCACCACCACAACCACCUUCUUCUUCCUCAAUUGUCACAGCUCUCUACGGCUCUCCUCUGCCUCUUCCUCCUCCUGCCACUGUUCUCAGCUUAAACUCGGGCGUUGGCUUUAAGUUUCUUGACAACACAGAUUCUCUUGUUGCUUCUAACCCUAACUCCUUUGAGGAAUCUGCAAGUUUUGGUUUUUUUGCUAAGAAA
Molecule: messenger RNA, 656 nt
Organism: Camelina sativa (false flax)
Lineage: Eukaryota; Viridiplantae; Streptophyta; Magnoliopsida; Brassicales; Brassicaceae
Source: RefSeq, a predicted model, not a curated record